Molecule: messenger RNA, 814 nt
Organism: Corvus hawaiiensis (hawaiian crow)
Lineage: Eukaryota; Metazoa; Chordata; Aves; Passeriformes; Corvidae
Gene: MED18
Product: mediator complex subunit 18
Exons: 2
Coding region: 68-694 (208 amino acids)
Biological process (GO): termination of RNA polymerase II transcription; regulation of transcription by RNA polymerase II
Cellular component (GO): mediator complex; core mediator complex
Molecular function (GO): transcription coregulator activity
Source: RefSeq, a predicted model, not a curated record
UCUCCGUCUCCUCCCCCGCGCCGCCGCCGCCGCCGCCGAGGCCGCGGAGCCGGUGCGGGAGCGCACGAUGGAGGCGCCGCCGGUGACCAUGAUGCCCGUGACGGGCGGCACCAUCAACAUGAUGGAGUACCUGCUCCAAGGGAGCGUGCUGGACCAGAGCCUGGAGAGCCUCCUGCACCGCCUGCGCGGGCUGUGCGACAACAUGGAGCCCGAGACCUUCCUGGACCACGAGAUGGUGUUCCUGCUGAAGGGGCAGCAGGCCAGCCCCUUCGUGCUACGCGCCCGGCGCUCCAUGGACAAGAACGGGAUGCCCUGGCACCUGCGCUAUCUGGGACAGCCCGAAAUAGGCGACAAGAACCGCCACGCCCUGGUGCGCAACUGCGUGGACAUCGCCACGUCCGACAACCUGACGGACUUCCUGGUGGAGAUGGGCUUCCGUAUGGACCACGAGUUCGUGGCCAAAGGGCACGUGUUCCGCAAGGGCAUCAUGAAGAUAGUGGUGUACAAGAUCUUCCGCAUCCUGAUGCCAGGAAACACGGAGAGCAUUGAGCCACUCUCCCUCUCCUACUUGGUGGAGCUCAACGUGGUCGCACCAGCAGGGCAGGACAUUGUUUCUGAUGACAUGAGGAACUUUGCUGAGCAGCUGAAGCCUCUAGUGCACCUGGAGAAAAUUGACCCCAAAAGACUAAUGUGAUUGAAAAUGUGGGCGAUUAAGGCACUGGUGGUGUGUUUCAGAAAAGGAUGUUUUUCUGAAAAGCUUUUUGAGGGCAAAUCAAAACAAAGAGAGGGGAAUAAAGUACUAUAUAUCAGUUUU